UGUUGCAGGAAGUUUUAAAAUUGUUAACAAUGCAUAGAACGUUGAGGUUAGUUGAUCAAGCGAGACGGGCUGCGUCAUCAAUUGCGGUGCCACCAAUGCCCGCCUGUGACGUCACACCGGAACCAUACAAAGGUCGUUCUUACGAAGAAACGAUGAAAAUCAAAAGAUCAAACAUCGCGCCGACUAAGGUUCCCGCGUAUUCGAAACCAUUGUUGCUGACACAGGGCAAGAUGCAGUGGUUAUGGGAUGAUGAGGGACGAAGGUAUCUUGACAUGUUCGCUGGGAUCGUCACCGUCAGUGUUGGACAUUGUCAUCCUACUGUGGUGGGGGGGUUAAAGGAACAACUGGAUGAAAUAUGGCACACGACCAACUUAUACCUAACCCCCCCGAUGCACGAAUACGCGGAGAAACUAACUUCUACACUACCAGACCACUUAAAGGUUUGUUUUUUCACAAACAGCGGUUCUGAGGCGAACGACUUGGCAAUAGCGUUGGCGAGGCAAUAUACGUCAUCGUUUGACGUCAUAUCGUUCCGCAACGCUUACCACGGGGGAAGUCCCUAUUCAGUAGGUCUCACUGCUCAUGGGACUUGGAAGCAUUCGUAUCCGAACGGGUUUGGGAUCCACCACUCUAUGAACCCCGACCCCUACCAAGGUGUGUGGGGCGGCUCAAAGUGCCGCGACUCCCUGGUACAAGCCGACCGUCAAUGUGGGUGCGACGGGGAGUGCGAGGCCGGUGAAAGAUAUUUGGAACAAUUGAAGGAGGUGCUCGAUUACUCUGUGGGGGGGAGGCCCGCCGCUCUGUUCGCUGAACCGGUUCAAGGGGUUGGGGGGGUCGUGCAGUUUCCUAAGAAAUUCUUAAAGAAGGCUUACGAGCUUAUCCAUGAGCGUGGGGGAUUGUGCGUAAGCGACGAGGUACAAACGGGGUUCGGGAGGCUGGGGUCGCAUAUGUGGGGGUUCGAGACCCACGGGGUAACCCCUGAUAUUGUAACCAUGGCAAAGGGGAUUGCUAACGGGUUUCCUAUGGGGGCCGUCGUCACUACGAAAGAAAUCGCUCAAGCGUUUACUGGAACUUUACAUUUAAAUACGUUCGCUGGAAACCCGUUGGCUUGCACAGUGGCUAGCAAGGUGUUGGAUGUUAUACAGGGUGAGGAUACGAUGGGGUUGUGCAGGAGGGUGGGUGAGAGGUUGAUUAGGGGGCUCGCCACGCUGAGAGAUGAGUUUAACAUCGUGGGUGACGUUCGGGGUAAGGGCCUCAUGCUCGGCGUCGAGAUGGUUCAGGAUAAAGGCUCAAGGGCGCCACUUAGUGGCCCAGACAUGCUUGAAAUAUGGGAUAAUAUGAAAAACAUGGGGUUAAUAGUUGGUAAAGGGGGUUUGAGGGGGAACACCUUCCGAUUGAAACCCCCUAUGUGCAUUACUGAGGAAGAUGCCGACUUUACCAUUGGGGUAAUGAGGAAAUGUAUAAGUGAUUUUGCUAACAAGUGAGGGGGGGCUCAUUGUUUAAAUACAUUGUGAUAUAUAAUGUCAUUGUAUUUACGUGUCAAAUGUUAUUAUGAUGUAACACAUGUCAUUAUUGUGCAUUAAAGCAAAACCUCAUUGUUACGAUUGUUUGAUAGAUAAUAAACACUUACCAAGUUA
This is a messenger RNA of Ciona intestinalis (vase tunicate), 1637 nucleotides long. RefSeq names its product alanine--glyoxylate aminotransferase 2, mitochondrial-like. Gene Ontology annotation, biological process: glyoxylate catabolic process. Gene Ontology annotation, cellular component: mitochondrion. Gene Ontology annotation, molecular function: L-alanine:glyoxylate transaminase activity; pyridoxal phosphate binding. The record is from RefSeq and is a predicted model, not a curated record. NCBI's taxonomy places the organism in Eukaryota, Metazoa, Chordata, Ascidiacea, Phlebobranchia, Cionidae.